AUGCAUUACUACGUAUUUUAUUCAACAAGAACAUCUAGAAAAAAGUUGCAGCAAAACACCUAUGACAAGAGAUCAAAUUCACCUCUCGGUUUCACAUUUUGUAAUGUCGAUGAAGAGGAUGAAGAAAAAGAAAUCCAGAGUCAACCCAUGACAAGGUCUCAGAAGAGACUGCCAAAGGAGUUUUAAAUUGUACCAAAUAAGAGACGGUUUUUCAUAUGA
Molecule: messenger RNA, 219 nt
Organism: Paramecium tetraurelia
Lineage: Eukaryota; Ciliophora; Oligohymenophorea; Peniculida; Parameciidae
Exons: 1
Source: RefSeq, a predicted model, not a curated record